UUUAUCUGUUUGCAAAUGUUCAGUGGAAUGGUUUGAAACCCAGCCUUGUCGUUGCUUACGCCCACACACACAGAGCUGCAGUGGUGCAGACGCUCUCGCAGGCAAACCAUAUUACCAGCCCUGGCCACGAAACCUCUUCCCACACUCAUGUAGGCUGGAGAUCUCCCCCUCCUGAGACCCCUCCUCACCUCUGCCAGGCCUGGGCACCCCCUUCCCAAAUUCCGCCUUGAAAUGCCAGCGAUGGGGCUGCUCUGAAGAAGGGGAGGCAGCAGGAGCAGCCAAGGCAGCUCUGAGGAGAGCCAGGAGGAUGUUGUCGCUCCUUAUUCACGGGGCUUCAGGAGGACGCAGAAUCCCCCCACCUGCCUGGGGCCUGACCCCUUAAAGAUCAUUCCGGUUCCUGGGAUGUGCCAGAGGAUGGAGGUGCCCCCAGCCAGCUGUUCAGCCACACCAGCCACAAACCAGCCAGUACAGACCCUGUGCCUCCAGGCUUCCCAUAGCAAGCAGACCUCACCCCAUCUCACCGGCCCCGUCAUCUUGCAACCUGAACAAAACCUGCCUCCCACAGUGUAUCUGAAGGCCCUCACCAUCCCGCUGUACCACCCGGUGCAGUCUGGAUGCUUCCAACCGAGCCACUCACUUGUGGCCAACGGGGGCAGCUUCAGCUUGGAUGGCGGCAGCCUCCCCUUGAUUCUGAGUCCACUGCUGCACUCAGACCGGACAGAAGUAACCCAGCCAAGGAAGUCUCAGAGCCAAACGCUUACUGUGAACCUCGUGGGUGCUCUACCUGUCUUGUCCCCUGCUGCCUCCUGCUCCAGCACAGCCUUGGGAAGCCCUGGGAAGUCCCGAAAUGCAGGAAAGUAUCUGUGCCAGCACUGUGGGCGGGACUGCCUGAAGCCCAGUGUGCUAGAGAAACACAUCCGUUCCCACACAGGGGAGAGGCCUUUCCCUUGCACUACCUGUGGCAUUGCCUUCAAGACUCAGAGCAACCUGUACAAGCACAGAAGGACCCAGACACACAUCAACAAUACUCGGCUGUCAUCUGAGUCUGACAGCAGUGGCCUCCUGGAAGAGGGGGACAGACUGGCAGAGACCCUCCCACAGCUCUCCAAAUCAGAGCAGAGGGGUGAGGAAAAGGAAGAUGUGGGAGAGGAAUAUGGGGCUUCAGAGACCACUCCGUCUCCCAGCACCCUGGCAACGGGGCAGCCGGGGCCCCCAGCUUUGAAGUCCUUCUCAUUCAAGAGCCUAGAGACAAAGCCCACCAUUUCUCCUAGUCACGGGCCCACUCCUGGGGCCUCAGACAAGGAAGCCCCAUUGGAACAUCCAUCUAGGGCUUCCCCAGGGCUUUUGCCAGGAGGGGUGGCCCAGAGAUGGAAGAUGCAGGAACAGCGCUCACCAACAGCCAGCAAACACAGCCAGCUGCAGAGGCAGCAAGCAACCUACUCGGAGAAGCACUGGGACUCCAGGGUUUCUGAGGGCAAGCUGAAGAAAUGUGAGAGCACGGACUCAGGCUACCUGUCCCGGUCUGACAGUGCAGAACAGCAAAUGCUCUCCUCGAGUCCCCUGCACAGCUUGUCUGAACACAGUGUGGAGUCAGAGAAUGAGAAUCCUCCUGGGCUCCUCAAAGGAACAGAAUCCCCUGGUGCUAAAGUCCAUCCUGGGGAGAGAGCAACUGCCCUGAUGCUGGAGAAAAAGAAGCUUGAGGAACACAUUUCCAAACUCAUCUCCCACAACAAGGCUGUGGUGGAUGACACCCAGCUGGACAAUGUCAGGCCCAGGAAGACCAUUCUCUCAAAGCAGGGAAGCAUCGAUCUCCCUAUGCCUUACACUUACAAAGACUCCUUCCAUUUUGAUAUCAGAUCCCAUGAUAAUAUCCGGAAGAAGAACAUGACGUUAUGCUCUGUCAAAUCCACCUUCACUCCCCUGGAAAAAUCCAAGCCGCCCUUCUUCCACUCAGUCCCUACUCAGUUUUCCACCACUGUGGACUGUGUGCCCGUCACGAGGAGCAAUUCCUUGCCAUUUGUUGAAGGCACAAGAACCUUCCAGGAGAAGGCAGGGAAUCCUUGGGCAUCCUGCCUCUUGAAGCAGUCCCCAAGUCCUGGCUCCUCACAUCAUCCACAUGGUGACAGUUCUGUACCUCGGUCUGUGGAUUUUCCCAGCAGUCACCCCCGGGCCCUGGUCAGACAAACUGCAAUAGAGGAUCUGCCACUGGGCCAUCCUUCUGAUCACCAGACUUUGCCAACCGAACAUCAGAAUAGUGGGAAAAAACCAAGUGGGGAGUGUACCUCUGUAAAAUGCAAGGUGGCAGGAAAGAAAUUCAGUCAGAGAAAACUGAAGAUGUUCUCCCAGGAGAAGUGGCAAAUGUAUGGAGAUGAAACAUUUAAGAAAAUAUACCAGAAAACAAAAACUGCUCAAAGUCCAAAGAAGCCAAGGGAAACAAGGCUGGGUGACAUGAGAAACUUGGGCUCUGAAGUGAAGGAGGCCAGCAGUGGAGAGGGGAUGGCAGGUCCCAGAGACACCCGGGCCUUGACAUGUGGGGGGAUUAGUUCCAGCCCCCAUGUCACUUCUCCACCAGGGACAAACACAACAGAGCCCAAUGCUACAGGAUAUCAGCCAGCCCCAGCAAUGGCACUGUCUGAGAAUUUGAGAAGUUUUGUAGACUGUAAGGAGACAUCUCAGCUGAUGGGAAGCAGUGCCCAUCCUCGAGUGAACAGAGCUGGGUCAUCCCCAACCCUUAGCUGCAGCAUCACUUCUAAUGUGGCUCAUCACCCAGGGAGCUGGAGCCCUCUGCCAGCCUCCAGUGGCAGGCAGGCAGUGAGGUACCAGAUGCUAAGGGAAACCUGUGCACCAUGCCCAUGUGCCCUUCCUACUGAUGACAGGAGGUCUUUCACUCCCUUUUCACAAGACUCUUCCACCCUUGUCCUAGAUCAGGAAGCCAUUCUUCCCAGUGAUGGGGAUGAAAAAGAAAGGAAUCACUGGGCCCAGAUAGUUCCUAAGCUGCAAGACUGUGGCCCGGGCAAAAUUUUGCCAGUGUCAGAAAAACUCCCAUCUGAGAGAAAAAAGCUAAAGGUGGAGGAACUGAGUAGUAAAAAAAAUUGGGUGUUCUUAGAAUCAGGAGGGGAAGGGAGGAAAGGGCUAGAUUGCUCCCCCAUGGGGACCUACUCAGACUCUAGGACAGAUAAUGCCCCUGGGGGAGAGAAUGGCUUAGACAUAAGACCCAGCGAAUGCAGCAGGAAUCCUGAAGGCAUGAAGAGAGAGAGGGAUGGCAGUGAGAGUGGUGGUAGCCCAGGAGAGCCCAUGGCGUCUGCCUCCGAUUCAGGGAAUGUGCCAUUGGAAGCAUUUCCUGCAGCUGGACUGACAAACAGAAAAGACCCCAGACACUCUUCUUUUGGUGACUCUGCCCCUGGGGGAACCAGCAAGGAUCCUGAGCCCCUGGAAGGAAGUCACUUCUCACUUACGACUGCCAGUGCGACUUCUGAGCUGCCUAUUCCUCAGAAAGACAAUGUGUUUUCUCCAAAGUAUAUCCUCCAGUUACCUCAAGAGGAGACUCCAGCUGAAUUAUCCAUCACCACGAGCAAGGAGCAGGAAAAUAAGCCCCUCAGAAGCAGCAGGAAGCCAAAUGACACUGAAUCUCUGGCCCAGCCUGUGUGUCUCCCCCAGACAGAAUGUUCGGUGGUUGGGAUAGGUUUGCAGCUCAGUGGAGUGACCUCCACGAUGACUUUGGCAUCUUCUUUGUCUCCCAGACGGGCCCACCCUGGCAGCAUCCUUCCUGAGGUAGCCAGCAGCUGUGAGAGCCCGAGACACACUCAGCCCAGAGAUGGAAUGAAGGGAACCCGGAUGGGAGCAGACACUGGAGACACAGCAGUCAGUAAGGGGCAGGCAUCUGAGGAGACCAGGAGGGCCAUGAGCUGCUCCAAGCAGGCCCAUGAGAAAGUUUCUUUUGCCUCUGUUUAUGCAAGCAGCUUUCUUAUAGCAACUGACAUUAAAGAUGAGGGUCAGCUCUUCAGCCACCUCCAUUCGGGGAGUACUGCUUUGUUGGUGACAUCCACAUCUGGAAGAGGGGCAUCUUCUCUGGAUACUUCUGAGCAGUUGCUUCAGGGCUGGGAGCUAUGUGAGGCUUCCUUAAAUGGCCCAGAACAUCCUCCAAAAGGCUUGGAGGGCCCUCCUGGGUCACUGAAGAAUGCCAGCAUUUGCCAUUCCUUUGAAAGCUUUUACUGCCAUGCUGUCCCCACUCAGCACCGGGACUCCCCAGCCUGGUCCCAAAUCAGCCUGACUUCACACUCAGGGUACCCUCAGAGCUGUGGGGCCAGGGGCUCCUUCCCCUCCCUAAGUGCCGAGCCUCGCCUUACAUGGUGUUGCCUCAGCAGGAGCCUCCCUCUGCCUGCAGAGCAGAAGGAGAAGGCCCACUCUGUGUAUUCUUCCUUGCACGUUUGUGACAAUAACCCCAGGGAAGAGGGUGCAAGUUCCAGGAGGGACUUUUCCUUUCUGGAUAUGAAAAACACAUCCCAGGCAGUCACCUACGGAUUGACAAGUGGAAGCCUGAAAACUCUGAUCUCUUCAGUGUCAUGGGGGGAGCAGAAACCAAAGCUGUCCCGGGCAAUAGGUGCAGGGCGAGUGUCUGGUGAAAAGGUUUCAGAGCCAGAGAAGAAGAAAGGAGUGCCCUGUAGGAAGGGGAAGGCGGCUACAAAUCCUGCUGGUGUGAGCAACAAGCAGAAGAGACAGCUUAACAUCAAAAGGUAUAAACGAGGCCAUCUGCAGGGAUGUGUUCAUCUGAAAGCCAGCCGACUUCGGAAGCAACGCUGGGCUCUGAGAAAGCAUCACUGUCCUCCUAUGUGCGGUGGCCAUGAACAGUACAAGGCUUGUCAGCCUUCUUCACCAGAACAAGCAGGUCCAAGUCAACAAGGGAAGUCAUCUGGUAUAAUUUCAGAACCGUCCCUUUGCUGUGAGGAUGGCCCAAAGAAUGAAGAUAACAGUAAAAGUAACUCAGGAAACAUUUUUCCCAGUAUAAGUGCAAGAAGCUUCGAGGAAACAGACAAACCACAUGUGGAAGAUUUUCCUCUGUCUGCCAGUGAGUGUGGUGAGCCGACUCUUCAGAACACUACCACCACAUCAGGAUUACCUCUGGAAACACAUGGCUUGGCCACAGCUAAGGCUAAGCUUUUUCCAUAUGACAGCGCCCUCAGUCCUGGAAUGCUGUUGACUCCUUCCCAGGACACACUGAAAAACGUUUCGAUAGACUCAACUUCAAAAAGUUACUUAGAUCCUUUGGGGCCCUCCUGUUUGGAUGCCAAGGAUACAUUUCAUCCUCCAGAGGCUUCCCCAUCUGGGUCUGCUGUUACUGUUUCUUUAGGGGCCAAAUCAACCCAGAAAACCCUGAAGAUUCACAGUGAUGAGGCUCAGGCCUCAGGUUCUGCUACAGUAGAGCCUCUGUCACAACACAUCCCAAGCAGGGAACCCAUCGUAGUAGGCAGGCCAUGUUCACCAUUACCAGAAAAAUCCUCUGGAUCCAGAAUUUCACACUUGGCUUCAUUGGACGUGGCUGGGAAGACGCAACUGGAGACGCCGGCUUUGGGACCUAGUACAGGUAAUUUACAUCAAGUGACAGUAAGACCCCGGACAUACUUUUCUACCAGCAGUUAUUAUAGUUGUGGAGAAAAGCAUGGAAGCUGCAUAGAAGGAGGUGACAGUGAGAAAAAUCAAAUAACUAGAAUGAUUACCAGUAUGGAGAGCACUGUUGCUGCUAGUCCUGCAGUGUCCUCAGACAUCUCUGGAGCAUCUUCUAAAUCCCUCAAGAGGAGGAGCCUAGAAGGGAUGAGGAAGCAAACUCGAGUAGAAUACAGUGACACCAGCAGUGACGACGAAGACCGCUUAGUUAUAGAACUCUAGAGACUCUUGAAAACAGAAGGCCUACAUUACAAAAGGAUGCAGGGAAUAGGCAUACUUGUAAAUGUCACUGAAUGGACAGGAAAACUGAAUUUUCUCUCAUGAUGCACCUUAAGAUUAGGAAAAAAAAAACCUUUUUGAAAGCUAGGGACCAAGUUAUGGCAAAAAAGCCUACCACCGAAUGGCUCUGCAAGACAGCGGGAACGAAAGGCGACUUUGCUGUGGCAGAGGUAGUCAUGAAGUCCUUGUUUCUGAAUGGAACCUGUAAAUAGUCUCUGUAUCUGAACUCCCUAUGACUUUCAGCUUUCUCUAUAUCCCCUCUUUCCUUGCUCUGUUGAGUUUUCUUAAUCCUUUGCUCCCUAGAAGGGGCCCACUAUGUUUACGAGUGUCAGAGACGUCUAUAAAAUUAUGGCGACCACCUUCGGUGAGGGGAAUAAAGGGUGUACUGUCCUUGGUAUACACGAGUGUAGAGAACAGGCAUAAGGCUUUUGGAUAACUGAGUCAUAUAAAGUGAGUAUUGUGAUUUAGAACAGGAAAGGAACCUUAGAGAUCAUUUAGCCCAACCUCUUCAUUUUGCAGAGGAGGAAAUGAGGGCCUUGAAAGAUUAAAUGACUUGGCUAAGGCUACUUACUAAAUGAUAGAGCCAGGGACUCAAACCCAGGUCUUCUGGCUCCAAAUCAAGGUUCUCUUUCCACUACAACACAACCCCCCAUUAGGGACUUAAGCCAAUUCUGGCUAAUUGAAUUCUGAUUUAUACAAAACCCCUGAAAUUUGUCUAUAAAAUCUUAGCCUUUUUAGUGGAAAUUAUAACUAAACUCCAAACACAUGCAACAUGAUGAAAUGAUGAAAAUUUUAAAAUGUUGCACAAAUGACCAAUGCUCAUUUAUAGUCAGAUGACACAACUAUGUCUUGCUUCUGGGCCUUGUGACUUUUCUGUUUGGAACUUUUAAAAUCCUUGUCUUUUCAGUUCUUUGAGAACACUGACAUUUAAAAGCUAACUGGGGCAGUUUCUCUGAAAUGAAAGGUUUUUUGGGGGGGAGGGAGAGGACAAUAUUACAUGAUUUUCUUUGAUCCCAUUGUCAUAUUGUGGUUUCAUUUAGGGUGUUAUAUUUUGGCCAUCUCCAAAGCUUAAAUCUAUGCCUUACUCAACCAGGAAAAAAAGGCUUUUAUAUUUUUUUCCAAAAGCAUGAACAAUACAAAACUAAAUGGAGUUUGAUCCUGCUUUUUAAGUUUUAGUCAUUUUAUUUGAGAAGUUUCCUAUGAAUUUUACUAUGAAUUAAGUUUCUGUUUAUUAUAUAAAUCAGAUUAGGAUCAGAUCAAAAAGAAAAACCUUUAAUACUCCUAGCCAUAACAUGACUCAAUGAAUAAAAUAACAGGCAUAUGCCACUCAGCCUUGUGAAUUUACUAUAUUCUUAAUUUCUCUAGUUGGAAAGUUUAAAGAAGUUUGCACUGCUGUAUUAUCAUUUUAUACUUGCCUUUGGUAUGAUUUUGUACAAUUUAAAAAUUUAUAAUGUAGGAUCUUUUGGAUUAACUUUCUUGUAAUGAUGUUUAUUUGCCAGUUUAUGCUUCAGAGGAAAAAAGAAAAAUGAGACCUAUCUCACGCAUCUGAUGGUGAUGUUGCAGUGGGUCCUAGGUCUUGUCUAUGUAUGAUCAAUUUUCAAUGACCUUUAUUUGAAAUAUCUCCUUUUAGGAUUACCUAUGCCAUCUCUCUGUUACUCAGAACAUAGGUACUGUCAAUUAAUAUAUACUUAGAGAAGGUAAACUAACUUUAAUAUUAGCUAAUAAAAGCAUAAAUAUGAACAUUAUUCACUUGACCUUGGGCAAGUCAUUUAAAUCAUCUGAUCCUCAGCUUCCUCAUCUGUACAAUUAGGGGGUUGGAUUAGAUAACCUAUAAGGUCCCUUCCAGCUCCAGAUUUGUGAUCCUUUGAUCUAGAAUGAUUUUAUAGCUGGGUGUGCUUCCUUUCUCCAUUGCUCAUUAUUGAAAGCUUUCCAUGCCUUUCCAUCCUGUGUAAUUCUCAUUCUUGUCAUUUCAUAAAUCUCUACUGACUUGGAGUCCUUCUGCUGGUCGUGUUACUAUGUAUGGGGGCCCAACAAAGCAGCUGAGCUGGCCAUCUAUUGUAUUUCAUUCUAUGUACUUGCCUGCAUCAUUUCACCAUUUCAAAACUCAAUAUGAUCAUUGGAUUAUCUGGGCAAGCACCACCUGCUCCCCCAGGAGGGCUUUCUUGUACCCAGCCUCCCCACAGUUGCAGAAAUUGCCAUUCCUUCUAAAGUUACUUUCCAUCUACUCAGCAUUUAUCUCACAGGCUCUGAUUUUUAUACAUUAUCUCCCCCUUUAAAAUAUAAGCUCCUUGAGGGCAGGAACUAUUGUUUUGUUUUGUUUUUUUUUUCCUUUGUGUCUUCAACCUUAGCACAAUGCCUGGCAUAUAGUAAAUCCUUAAUAAAUACUUGUUGACUGUCUUCCUCCAAUCAGCAUGAUAAUUUUCCAAACACGGAAUGAAUGGUCUUGAGAAAUGCUAGAAUGUGGCAUUUGUCUUUUAUGAUUCAUUCAACACAUAAGGUUGGUUUUCACAGAGUUAAAUACCCCAGCAAAAAAGAUCCUUUUUGUCCUGAAGAUGUUGCCAUGAGAAGAGAAUCACUGAGUUCUUUUUUUGUGCCCAUAUUCCCUGAGCUUCUAUUGAGUCUCAGAUAGGUUGCUGGGCCAGAAAUAGAAAUAUUAUGUCUUCACAGGUAAUGAUUUCAGGGGAGAGGUAAAGUCAUUGUUCCAUCAGCCAACUUUGCUCUGCCUCAACUCAUUCUUCAAGAAUAAGUAUCAAUUGAUAAUAAGUGUUCCAGCAAUUGAGAAUCCAGUUUGCAUUAAAAACAAAACAAAACAUUUUCCUCUGUUUGAGGAGGAUGGAGGAAAGGGCUGUGUAAAAAUGCACACAGGUGGCCCAAUUUGAAAUAUUCUUGCAAGUGUAGCUUAUUGUGUACAAUACACGUUUCUGAAAAGCUAUGUUUAACUGCUUUUUUUUUUUUUUGUAAAUCUAAUUAUUUAAAAUACUAUAUACUGGUGGGUGGGUAGGGGUAGAGAAGAGCUUGUUAUUUAAAUUUUAUGGUGAAUUGCCUUUUGUAAAGCAUUGUUUUGUAAAAAUGAAUAACAACUCUAAUUUUUAAAAUCUGGGUUUUCCUGGUUUUUCUAAAUCUUGAUUUUCAUAUAGCAGUUUGCAUAAAGUGGAAUGUACUCAUAUUUGCAUUGCUGAGAAAGGCAUAUAUUUUAGUGGCAGGACCUGAGCUAUAUAGCCUCAGCUUUUGGUCAUUUAAAAAUAUUAAGUUUUUCUCAAAUAUAUUUGACUAACUUGGGUAAUUAUGUCCAAAAAAAAUCAUCACCUAGUGGUCAACCUUUUGGUGAUGAACAUCUGGGUUCAGUCAGUUUGAGACUGAGCCCCCACUCAAAACCUUGGUGGGAGCUGUUUGCCGGAGCCCAGACUCUUCUGGCAAAGGCUUCUAGAACUCAGGCUUACCCCCACACUCCAAAGAGGCAUGGAAAGAUGGUGUUGGUGGAGGAUUGAUAAAUCAGGGAUUCAUGAAUAUUAAAAUAUGCUCAUUCAAAUGGCCAUUCUAACAGUUUUUGUGUGUUUAUAACUACAUACUAGUGAAGAGAAGAAAAUGAUUUUAAGAAAAGGGAAAAACAGAGACCAUGCCUAAGACCUUGAGUUAAAAACUCCACAUUUUUAGUGACUUCCUAUGUGACUCUAGUGGGAAGUAACUAGCCCAUCUGGACUCUGGAUGAAAAUGGAGAGCAGCUUUUUAUUUUGUCAUAACUCUUUUUAAGAUUCCUGAAGAAUAAGAUCAGGGAGAUGGCUGCUACUGGUGUGGUAUGUAACCCUGGGCAAGUUAUUUUACCUCUCUCUGCCCAGCUUUCUCCCUGGAAAAAUGAGUCUUUGGCACUAAAGAGACAAGACUUAUUUGGAUCUGAUUCCAAAAGGCAAUUACUUGCAUUCCCACCAACUACUCAGAAUGAGUCCAUGAUUUAUUAUUACUUUUACCUUGCACUUUGCAUGAGAUUCUCCUAAGGAAGCAGAUGUCUAUAGUGAAGAAACUGUGGCCCUGUUAUCAAUUUCUGGCCAAAUCGAGUGUGGCAGAACAGGAAAUGGUUAGUUUAAAACUACCGUACUCCUGCAGCACAUGUGUCAGCUAUCUUUAUUAUGUUCAGUUAUUUUUUUCAUUAAUUUUAGUGAGAAACUAGAGAGAUUUAAAAAAAAAAUCUGUACUUUGAACACAGACCUAUUUCUCUUUUUUCCCAUGAAGCAUAGAGUUGGGUCUUAGAAAACCUCAUGUGAGAGAUUUCUACUCCAAAUAAUGAUUUCAGUAUUUUUUAUGUAGUGUAAAAUGCAAUUGUGAGGCACAAGAUUGAAUAGUACAUAGAGUACUGGGCCUGAAGUGAGAAAGACUGAGUUCAACUUCUAUCUAAGUUUUAUCACCUUUUGCUUUUGUCUCAGGCAGUUUUGUAUUGAUUCAUAAUGCAUAGCUGACCCCGUUGAGUAUGGGAAAAUUUGAGCACAUUAUUGCACCCUUUAAAGAAAGAAUGUGUUGGGGAGGGGGCAGAGAGUAGGGAUAUAGCCAACUGGAACUUCUAGGAGAACAAUUGUUAAUAUGCAGGUACAACACUUGACUACAGUCUGAUGAUUUUUCAAAAUCAGGGAAGUCAAUGACUUUUUUGUAGAUUGUUGGAAUUUAUUCUUCUUUAUAUUGUUAAAUUAUUUUGUUUUUAUAAAAUAAAAUUGGAGAUCAAAA
Monodelphis domestica (gray short-tailed opossum) is the source of this 10653-nucleotide messenger RNA. RefSeq names its product zinc finger protein 831 (gene ZNF831). The record is from RefSeq and is a predicted model, not a curated record. Lineage: Eukaryota; Metazoa; Chordata; Mammalia; Didelphimorphia; Didelphidae.